This is a messenger RNA of Oncorhynchus gorbuscha (pink salmon), 4225 nucleotides long. RefSeq names its product ubiquitin carboxyl-terminal hydrolase 2-like. Bases 277 to 1860 code for a protein of 527 amino acids. Lineage: Eukaryota; Metazoa; Chordata; Actinopteri; Salmoniformes; Salmonidae. Gene Ontology annotation, molecular function: cysteine-type deubiquitinase activity. Gene Ontology annotation, cellular component: cytoplasm. The record is from RefSeq and is a predicted model, not a curated record. The transcript has 14 exons. Gene Ontology annotation, biological process: protein deubiquitination.
CUACCUGUUACAUGCAUUCAUGCUCCGUACACUGCGCGCAAGGACAUUGCAACUUUAUCCCUAUCUUGAUUGAAAGUGGAACAUAGAAUAAAUAAUGUGCAGAUAUAGUUAAGGGCAAAAUACAUGUUAGUUUGACAUCGACACAGAAGAUGCAUGUUUUGGACACUCCAUAAAAGUGCCUUCGAAGAUUGUUUAUAGCAACGACAUGACUACAGCAACAGUCUUGGUAUCCAUCCCUGCUGUAUCGUUCCAUGUGGCUGACCUCUCUGCUCCAGCAUGUCUCGAGUGUCCUCCACCCCCAGGUACAGCCCCAGCUCCAACCCCCUGGGCUACUACAGCACUUAUGAGCCCACCAUGAGCUACCCCCGUAGGGGAUCAGAGCUUCUCCACCUCCCGUUCCCAUCUUCCAUGUGCGCCAUCUCCACCUCCAGGAACCUGGGCCUCACCAGCCCCAGUCACAACCACAGAGGGCCAGAGAGGGGGAGAGCCCAGCUACCCCUCCCCAGGAUCGAGGUCCCCCAGGCAAGUCGGCGCAGUGAAAGCUUCAGCCGAGCCCUGUGUGCCACCAACAAAUGGCGGCCGGUUGGGGAGCGUAUUAACACCAAUGGUAGUAGGGGUCUCUCGCCGACUCGCCAGGCGUACCUUAUGGUGUCCACCUCGCCCUUGUCCCGCCGGCAUCGCUUGGUCAGCCAGUCGAUCCUCACCCAGGACCUGGCCUCCAUGGGGCUGUCUGACCAGCAGCCCUGCCCUGCCAUCAGAGGACGGAGUCCAGCCAGAGCUGAUUACUAUAGCUUUCCCUACUGGGUCUCUGAGAACUCCAAGAGUCCUCAAGGCCUGGUGGGACUGAGAAACCUCGGCAACACCUGUUUCAUGAACUCAAUCCUGCAGUGUCUGAGCAACACUCCUGACCUGAGGGACUACUGUCUGAGGAACACGCACCGCACCGACCUCAACAACAACUGCAGGGCCAAGGCCGCUCUCAUGGAGGAGUUUGCCAAACUCACUCAGACCCUAUGGACGUCAGUCAGCAGCGAGGCCAUCAGUCCCUCAGACUUCAAGACCCAGAUCCAGAGAUACGCGCCCAAAUUUGUGGGAUACAAUCAGCAGGACGCUCAGGAGUUCCUGCGUUUCCUAUUGGACGGCCUCCACAACGAGGUCAACCGGGUCACAGUGCGGCCCAGGCUCCCGGCCGAGGACAUUGACCACCUCUCUGACAAUGAGAAAGGGAAGAAAAUGUGGAACAAAUACCUAGAGAGAGAGGACAGCAAAGUGGUCGAUCUGUUUGUUGGCCAGCUGAAGAGCUCUCUGACCUGCAGUGAGUGUGGUUACUGCUCCACAGUGUUCGAUCCAUUCUGGGACUUGUCACUACCCAUCGCUAAGAAAGGUUCAGGGGAGGUGAGUCUGACAGACUGCAUGCGAUUCUUCACCAAAGAAGAUGUACUGGAUGGAGAUGAAAAACCGACAUGCUGCAGGUGUAAAGCCAGAAGGAAAUGCACGAAGAAGUUCACCAUCCAGAAGUUCCCCCAGAUCCUUGUGCUUCACCUCAAGCGCUUCUCAGAGAACCGCAUCCGAACCAGUAAACUCUCUACCUAUGUCAACUUCCCCCUCAAAGAGCUGGACAUGAGGGAAUUUGCCUCCGAGAACAGCAUGAAUGCAGUGUAUAAUCUCUAUGCGGUGUCCAACCACUCUGGGAACACACUGGGUGGCCACUACACAGCCUACUGCAGGAACCCAGCCCUGGGGGAGUGGUACAGCUACAAUGACUCCAGGGUGAGCCCCAUGUCAUCCAGCCAGGUCCGCAGCAGUGAUGCCUACGUGCUCUUCUACGAGCUGGCCUCCUCCUCUCAUUCACGCCUGUGAAGCUACAUGUCAUGGACAUAUAGGCUACGUAAAGCCUGGCACCCUGGUCAUACUUCUAAUAUAUGGACUACAUAGAUCUACACAGUGCCUGGAUCCUAUGCAACGAGCCUAAAAAGCCUGUGCCUGGUCUGAUAGUUGACUUUUGAGCCUUGCUCUGUAUAUAUGUAUACAGUAGCCCUUGGCACCAUGGAUUCAGCUACAACACAUAGGCUGCAAUGCCAGGAUACAGAUAUUGAGUUGAGGUUCAACCAUAGCGGUUCUCCCGGGGACGUUGGGAAGAGUGGGUGUGUGCGUGCGCAGUCGCCAUGCCGAUGGUGAAAAUAUUUUUUUAUAUAUUUUUCAAUGCACUACAACGAGGUCUCUAAGACCCUAAGCCGGAUUUUCGUCAUUCACUUCAAGGUCACCACUGAGACAUGAAAGAUUAUCACCUGACCUUCCGUUCUGUAAAUGAUUCUAUUUAAACAAGCGUCACCAUAUUUGUGACUUUAGAGAUGGAUGACUGUCUAGCACCAUCUGGGGUAGAACGAGGUCAGUGUUUGUAUGUACAGUUGUAAAAGGCUUAAACAUAACUAGGAAUGACUUCAAACAGUAUUUGACCUGGGUUCCUAUACUAUUUCCUAUACUAUUUGAAACUCUUUCUACUUUGAGGUAUUGCUUAAGCCUGCCUGGGGUGCCAGGCUUGCAGGGUUUGCAGAGCACGUUUGUGACUUCAUUUGUUCCAUUGCAACAGGAGAGCUUAAUAAAGCACAGCUGAAGUAUUUGUAAUGAUUUUAAAUAGUAUUUGAACCCAGGGUCAUAUUUAUUAGUGUAAAUAAUAAAGAUGGGUGUUUUGCUACAAAAACUAUAGUUUGUUAUUAGACAAAUUCGGCUAAUCCCUAACCCAUUUGGUCUGUUACCACUUUACCAUUAUGGAGAUGUGGAUGUCUAAUCAGAUUGCAUUUUUCAGCAAAAUGAAUGGCAAUAAUUAAUUUAGAUGUCUUGUGCACCUGCCCCCCUAAAUGUCUAAAUGACCAAGGCCUGUAUCGAUAAAAUGUCUCACAGUAGGAUUGCUGAUCAAGGACUAGGUCCCACCUGUCCAUACAAUCUUAUUCAUUGUGAUAUUAUAAAUCAAAAAACUGAUCCGAGACCAGAACUCCUACUCUGAGACUAUUUGUGAAUACGGGCCAUGAGGUCAGUCCUGAUCCACCGGUGGGGGGGUGGUCUCCCCACUAACAUACUCCCAUGGGAGAUUGUGUGUGAGUCCAAGUCUAAAUCUUCUCAGUAGCAGCAGCUUGGCCCAAACACAGUGGGUAGUUGUAGUUUUGCGUGGGGCUAAUUUGGAGGUAACCUGCCUGCUGCCUUUCGUGCUCUCUUUCUACCGCUCUCUCUACUCUCUGUCUCUCCCUCUGAACUCUGUUUCUCUUCUCUCUCCCUCAGCCUGCCUCUACAUCUAGGUCAGUCACCCCAUUUCUCUCCUCAGUGACCUCUGGCUGGAGACUAAUCCUUAUGUCACUGAUCUUGUUAAUGUGGGUAUUAAAGAGAGAGAGGGUGUGUGUGGGUGCAUGUACAGUGGGGCAAAAAAAGCAUUGUCAGCCACCAAUUGUGCAAGUUACAGACAAAAUAAGAAAAAAAAUACAGAAAAUCACAUUGUAGGAUUUUUUAACUCCCAGCCAACAUAACUAUACAAAAUGCAGUAAUGUGCACAAAAAUCGUCCCCAGUGAUAAAACGCAGUGCUGAAUGAUAGACUGAAUCUAAAGGUUUUAAAGUGGAGGCUGCCGCAUGCAUGUAGAUUAUAUCACCAUAAUCAAGUACUGGGAGAAGCAUGGCUUGAACAGAUCUUCCUUCAACUUUCCAAAGUGAGGCAGGAUUUAUUUAUCUCGGUGCUCCCUCUCCGGUGCUUCCUCUCCCUUGUCCCAACCUCUGUCUCUUCUGCUUCCACUCAUCUUCCUUUUCUCAAGGCUGGUGAGUGCAGCUUAGAUGCUUUAGUUGAACAGGGUGCUGUGUUGGAUUAAUACCCCAGAGUCUAAAUUGAAUUAGCAGAGGACAAAAAUCGCCAUCGUGUUUAGGAAGCAGCUCUUCAGAGCCGGAUUCAUUUUUUUAUGGGCUGCUCGCUUAGCGGCAGAGUGGACGAGAAAGAGGCAAAGAGAGAGGGAUGUUGUUCCUUUCUCGCUUCCUCAAUCUGGGCAUUAAAUGCCAUGUGACAUAUAGGGCUCCACAUUUGAUCUCACAAGGAGCCCCCUCACACUGAUAUAGGCCUUGAAGGACACGCGCGCGCACACACACACACACGUACAGUUGAAGUCAGAAGUUUACAUAUGCCUUAGCCAAAUACAUUUAAACUCAGUUUUUCACAAUUCCCGACAUUGAAUCCUAAAUAUUCCCUGU